Molecule: messenger RNA, 602 nt
Organism: Triticum dicoccoides
Lineage: Eukaryota; Viridiplantae; Streptophyta; Magnoliopsida; Poales; Poaceae
Exons: 4
Coding region: 44-331 (95 amino acids)
Source: RefSeq, a predicted model, not a curated record
GUUGGAGGGGGCUCAAGCCAAGAAGGGCGAGUUAUUGGUGGAAAUGUUGAAGUGCACCCAAACGUCCCAGGAGAGCAUGGAAAGAACACACUGCCACGCGGAAGUGAGCAUUCCCAGACAGAAAAUGUUGGGGAUUAAAGGGCGAGGAGCACAUGCAGGGUAUCUAGCCGGAUGGCUAGGAAUUGGGUUGAGGGUUGAAGUGAAAGGGGAGAUGGGUGAUAAGUUUCCAAAAAGGUUGGGCUUAAACACGAUGAACCUAAUGUUAGGAAUGUGCUUCAUUUCUAAAACAAGAUGCUGGGCUGCAAAAAGAUCGGACCUUGACAAGCACUGAAUUUCAAAUUCAGUUUGUGCAGCAUUGGAAGUUGUAGCAUUCCACCAAAACUGAUGCUCGUGACAAGCCAUCGCUUAAAUUCAUCAAAGGACUGCAUAACUUCUAUGGCGUGCUUAACAGAUAUACGUCAGCCGCCGUCUCCCCCUCACAGCUGCCUUCGUCAGACAUAUGCUUCCUGUAAGAAAUUAAACAUUUAGAUUGAACAAUAUGUAAAGCAUGGAUUGAAAAGAUAGCUGUGCGUCUAGCUUAGAAGGUUGCAGAAAAAUUGUUC